Messenger RNA from Zingiber officinale, 3037 nucleotides. RefSeq lists its product as uncharacterized. The transcript has 2 exons. Lineage: Eukaryota; Viridiplantae; Streptophyta; Magnoliopsida; Zingiberales; Zingiberaceae. Bases 358 to 2877 code for a protein of 839 amino acids. Gene Ontology annotation, molecular function: calmodulin binding. The record is from RefSeq and is a predicted model, not a curated record.
AAAAAACCUUUUUGUUGAAUCUCUUUCGGAUGGAUGAACUCGCCAUUCGCCCGCGAGCAUCGUGCGAUCGUAAUGCUACCGAGGCAAAUCUGUAGCUCUCAUCAGACAGAUCUUCGCUACUUCUCUCUGCGGCAGGCAGAUCUUUCGUAAUGAAACAGUCGCGUUGAGAGCGAUAUUGGUUGGGUAACGUUCGAAGAAGAUUUGGGUUGCAUCGACUGCCGUCUUCUUUUGUUUUGUGUUACGAGUGUUUGCUUUGGUUGGUAGCACGAUCUCCAUGGAAUCUUCUCCGUCGACGGGAGGCAGGAUCGAGUCCUCCUUCUUCGCCUUCUGGUCCUGAUUGUAACCCCCUCAUGAUCAAUGGCACAAAAGGAAGUCCAUAUUAAUGAAAUAGCAGUGAAGGGUGGCACAGAAAUCUGUACCAGGAAAUGCUCAACUGGCAUAACAAUUACUAAUGAUUCUUCAUUUUCUUCCAUCAGAAGUGAAAAGCCUCUACCUCAUUAUCUAAGAGAUUCCACAGGUUCUUGCCAUGAUAUCUGUAAGUACGGGAGGAAACACGAUUCUGUAACCAAGUCUAAGCGUCCCCAAAAACCUCUAUCUCGUUAUCAAAGAGCUUCUACUGGAUCAUGCCAUGAUAUGUGCAAGUAUGGACAGAAGCAUGAAUCUGAGAUUGCGUCUAAACAACGUCCCUUUCUCUCCAAAUCAGGUGGCAAGUUGAGAUUGAGAGAUGAGUCACUUCUAGCAAGCAAUCUACAUGUGGAAGAUGGUAAGAAUAAGGUUACAAUCAAGAAGAAAUGCUCAUCCCAGAAAGAUGAGCUUUCUAAGAAAUCUGCUGAUAGUAAUCUGAAGUCUGGAUUAAAGCUCAAGGAUGAUGGAACUUCAGAGGAAUAUAUAGAUAUCAAGCUUGAAACUGUGUCAUUGUGCCCCAAAAGCAGUGUUACUAGUGAUCAGGAAGUUCUUCGUACAUCAGAAUGUAAAGAGGCUGAAUCAAAGCUCAAGGAAGAUGGUACUCCUGAGGAUUAUAUAGAUAUGAUGUUUCAAUCUGUGUUAUCGUUCCAGGGAAGCAGUGUUUUUGCUGAUCAGAAAAUUCUCCGAACAUCAGAAACUCAGGUUGAAAAAAUUAAUUUAAAGGAUGAAACUAAGCGACAAGUUAUCAAACUGAAGACUCACAAGUCAGAUUCAUUCUGUUACAAGAGUAAAUUUGGCAAGCAGAAGAAUUCACCUCCUGCAAAAGGAAUUGGCUCAUUUCAAAGGUCAGGUGCUAUCACAAAUAAAAACCCAACUUUCCUGGAACCCACUGCAUCUUCUAAAGCUAAGCUUGUUAGGCAGAGAUCUUUAACUAUGCAUGACAAUCAUUCGGAUCUGAAUCAUAAUUCAUCAGUGUCUCAGGUAAAUGAAGAGUAUGCCACAUCUAAGAAAAUUGGGAUAACCAAGGAGAAGGAAAAAACUGGUCAUACUAGUAGAGAAAUAACAAAAACAUCAGAAAAUAAAAUACUGAGACCAUCUACAGCCUCUCCAUCUGUCAAGCGUGUUAGUGGUGGCAUUUUGAGUUUGAGGCAAAGAACAGACAAGAUUGUGAAAGAAGCAACUCUAAUAAAGAAUCAAGUUUCAAAAGCUGACCAUGAUACUGAAUUUAGUGUUGAGAAAACAUUGUUGGUCGUUGAUAACUCAUUUGAAAAGGUCAGUUUGGAUUCUUCGGAGCAGAAAGUCUUGGAAGCGGAGAAUGUUCUAUCUGAAUUGCAAAAACAAACGCUAAUGAAGCAUGAAAGUAGUGAAGAGAAGACGUUUCAAGUUGUUGAUGAGAUACCCAAGAAGGCCAAUUUGGAUUCAUCGGAGGAGAAAUUAAUAGAAGAGAAUGUUGACACACAUUUCCUCGUUGAAGAAUUGUUGGGACUGGAGAACAUUAACUUGAAUACAGAUCUGGAAUCACCUGAAGCAAACCAUGUCAAUGCAAAUCUUGCAGAGCAGGAAGUACCUGACCCAGAGAAUAUUAAAAGUGGUAAAGUAGCAUUAAACUCUGAUGACUCGAGAUUGAUUGAACUAGAAAAUAAUGGCAUCAAAUUCCCAGAGCAAAAUUUCUUGAAGCCAGAGGAAAUUGAUUCUGAAUCCAUAGAAAUGGAACCUACCCAGUUGAAAUUGCUCAAGGCAGAGAAUGGGUUAACAGUGCAAAAGAUUCUGAAACCAGAUGAUAUGGUUCUUAUUUCCCUAGCUCUUAAACAUCAUGACAACAAAUUGUAUGAACAAGUCAAUACUGAUAAUUCCACGGAGCAAAAUUUAGUGGGCCAAGAUACCAUGGAUAUUAAUUCUCCAGUAUUGAAAUCUGAUGAUGACCAAUUGGCUACAGAUGAUGAAGAAAAGGAUGAGGUAUCUGAGUACUCGUAUUCCGAGCAAUCUGAAGUGGAGCCUGAGCAUGAAGUGGAAAAGGACAAAGGCAAUUGUGAACCUUCAAAAAGAAAAGAGAGGAGGUCGAAAAGAAACACAGUCAUCCAUCCAGAAGAUACAAAUCCUACAGCACACAAAUUAAAAUUCAGGAGAGGCAAGACAAUUGAGCUCCAACCUGAAAGCUGUGGUCCAAGAAGGCUGAGGUUUAGGAGAAGAACAGCGGAUGUGGGUGCUGAAGACAUUCAAACAGAAAGGAAGAACUUCAAAAAGAGUGAGAUAACUGAGCCGGCAAAUGCAUCUGGUGCAGAAGCUAAAGGCAUUAUGUUGAAGCAUCAAGAUAUGCAGGAGAAAAAUGAUGAACGAGUAUUGUUCAACAAUGUGAUUGAAGAAACUGCAAGCAAGCUUGUGGAGACCAGGAAGAGCAAGGUGAAAGCAUUGGUUGGCGCCUUCGAAACUGUGAUCUCUCUUCAGGAUAAAAAACUAGAAUCUACAACUUAAACCAUUAGCUUGUUCAUUUGUUUUGUUGUGAUAAUUAAUUGAAUCUUUGUGAAAGAAUUUCCAAUAAAUCUAUUUGUGUGAGAGAAUAGUGAAAAAAGAAAUCUGUAAAUAACAUUGUGUGCAGGCAUAGAGGUAUAUGAAGUUUGUUUUUCUUAUACUG